UUACAGUGUUGAAGAAAACGGUGAUGUUACUUGUUGUGUUGUCUUUGUUUUUACGUGAUUGAAAAUCUAAGUAUAAAUGGAAUAAUUGCAUACUUUGGUGAUUUAAUAAGAUUAAUAUAUUAUGUUUUGGUGAUAUAUCAAUCCACUGGUACCUAUUGAAUAAGUGCUAUAAUUUUGAGUGUUCACUCAUUCAUAAGACAAAGGAAACAGGUGGUAAACGGAGCAUACAGAUCUGUAACGACUUGAUCACUCCCGCUGCAGCUUAUGUUCAAGCAGUGAACUUCCCGGCCGAUUGUACGGUCGGUGACACCAGCAGUAACCGUGACGCUGCCGUCAUGACGCUACACUGGUGGAUGCACUGGUUCUGGGUCACGACGCUUCUCGUCUUACUUGGAGGCGGCGGUAGAACCCUUGCUGCACCCCAGUCUGAAGAACUGCAACAUAUAAGUACAGACAUACAAGUUGAUCACAAACAUUCCGAAAGGCAAGGCCGGGCAAUGUACUUUACUAAGACGCCUCAAAUCACCAGUACAAGAUCGCCUCCUGCCAAUGUAACAGAAACUAACCAUACUACUAAAGAAAUUGACAAAAUUGUUCGAAACACAACAUCCAAUGUUACUCUUGACGUGGCGCAUCCAGCUAUACAAUGGACGCCAGUAAAUACUACAGAGCUUGAAAGAAAUGCUUCAGUGACCGAAGCUCCUAGUAAUACGACUUCAAAAAUCAAUGUGACAGUAAUACCAAUUUUUAAUAAUGUAACAGAACCUCAAAAUAAUACAUUUGCAUCUAGAAAACGCAACUUAACCCGCCCGGAUUUUGUCAAAGAUAACGCCAACGUUGAAGGAGUAGCUGAGAGUAGGAUAGUUACAGAGAAGCCACUUUCACUUGAAACAACGUUCUUGCAGACACGAAUACCGCCAAAUAUAGAAUCUUCCAGAAGGAUCAUAGAACCUAGUGAUGGGGGAAUGGACACAGGAGCGAUAGCGGGGAUUGCGUUUGCUACUUUGGUCUUGGGAGCACUAGCUGGCAGUACAGCCUUCGUUCUUUAUAGACGACGGUAUUUGAACAAGCCGCAGACUUUAAAUGACAAGUGCUCAAAUCCUGACUCCAGUGGGUAUCUUGACGACAGCACUAUCAGGGAUAAUUCCGAGGAGAUGUACAGUCUGGACAACGACUCAUUCCUGAACUCAUUGGAAGCUAUGACUAUACAGAACUAUUGGACCGACACAGUGAAGCACACCAAACUGUAGUGCGACCUGAGGACAAUUUCUUUUAAAAAAAUUAGUUGACAAUUAUUUUAUACAUAAUGAUAUAACGUUUAUAAGUUUUACCAAAAUUUAUUAAUAAUUAAUUGUGAACUUAACAUAUUAACUAAAAUGCUGUCUAUUUUAUAAGUAUUGCAAAUGUUUUUUUUAUUUAAUUAUUUUAUAAAAAUAAUGAAAUAACAAAACUUAAAUAAAGCAUGAAUUAACAAAAAAGUGGAAAAAAAUAACAGAUAAAUUUCAUUUAUAACUUUCUUUUAAUCUUUGAUUUGAAUUACAAUCAUUAAAAAAUUUACAUACAACUUUGUGGUUUUUUUGCUGAUAAAGAGAAAAAAAAAACAUAAUAAAGGUCAACAUAGAUAGAAAUAAAUGUAUCAAUGUGUGUGUAAAGUAACUUUUCAUAUUAAUUUACCCAUUUAUUGUUUAUCUGUGUGUAACUUUACGCUAGGUAUUCUUACGUGGUGUGCAAGAAGUACGCAAAGUAAUUAUUUGAGAAUGUUAUCCAUCCCUGUACCAGGAGAAUACGUGUCGCAAAACAUAUUGUAUUUACGACAUGUAUUGUAUACAUGUAUCACAUGUUUUAAACAUGGUAUAAACGCUGUACAAGUAUAUACUACUAUUUUGGUGAAAACGUAGUAGUGGUAAAACCCCAAAACUCCACUUUUUAUAGCUGAAAUACAAAUCACUGCGUGACUUUACAUCACUAACAAUAUUAAUCCUAUAUUCGAAAGGGAAUAAAAAUACUUAAUAGUUACUGGACUAUUUAGUAACUUUAUUCAAUUCGGAGUAGAUUUUAAACUAGUAAAUGCAUGAAGCAUAGAUAUGUCGAGUGUUUUUUUUUUUUUAUUACAAAUUCAAUUGUAUGUAAUGUACCAACAACAAAUGGAAAUAUAAUAAUUAUAUUACUUAAGAAACAGUUUGUAUUUUAAUUAUAAUAGUUUAUAGUCUAUUUUUAAUUUAUAUUAUGAUAAAUUAAUACCUUGUAAAUAUGUGAUGUUGUGAUAAUUUUUAAUUUAUACAAUUUUUGUUUUUAAUUUUUCUUUACAUUGAUAUUAUUCAUUUUAUAUAGAAUUUGCAUUCGAAAAGCAUGUAUUGUAUCGUUUUAAUUGUUACAUAAUCGUACAUCUAAAAAAUAAAAUUUUAUUGACAAUUAUCAGAUAAAAAGAAUGCAUCAAAUUAUUGUUCUUAUUAUAAAUGGACCAAAAAUAAGGUUAGCAAUUUGUUUUCGCACUCUGGGAAGGUUGCAUUGGUAUAAUACUGGCCAAUGAUUGGUAUGCAUUGAUUUUUUUUUUCCUUUACAGAUAUUAUAAAUGUAGUUAGAAAUAAGGAUGUGAUCACCGAUAUAAAAUGUAUCUAGAAUAAGGAUGUGAUCUCACUAUAUCAUUUUAAAUGUUAGUGUGUGAAAAGUUUGUGUGUGUUAGCUUUAGACUUUUCCUAUUCAGGGUACCACGUUUUAUAGUUUGCGCAUUGAAAAACCAUAGAAUAAAUAUAUUAUUUUUCUAUGGUUCUUCUAUUACUUUUGAAUUUCGAAAUUCUUAACUUCACAAAUCAAUCGGCACUCUAUAUACCUAUGGAUUAACCUUGAAUUAUAGGAAAACGCCUAUUUUCUAAAUUUUUUAAUAAGAUAACAAAAAUUACUGCAAUCCUUUGAUCUUUUACAUUGGUUUUUUUUUUCUUCUUUUAAUCCUUAAUAACUACACUUACAUUACACACUUGCGAUCGGUGACUACUUGCUGAACGUAAAAAAAAUAAGAAAAUAUUAUUUUUUAUUAUAAAAAUAAAAAAAAGAUAUUUCUAACAUAUCUCACAAUAAGUGAAUGCACGUAUUUAUUUUUACAUAUUCUACCUCGGCAAAGGAUUUGCAAUCAUUUUGUUAUUUCCUUAAAACCCUGUAUUGUAUAUAAUUUUCAUGCAUAAUAAUGAAAUUAUUCGUACUAAGUAGGUAACAUUACGAUAUUUAUAUCUUCGAUUUCUAGUUAUUAGAUUGUGAUUUCAACUUCCGUCCACUAAUUGGUUUUCUUUGUCAUUCAAAUUAUUAUGAUAUUUAUCGGUUAAUUUAUAAAUACGAUCAAUAUAAUAUGGAUAUAAAAAGGCUAUCGCCAAGUUGGAAAAUAAAACUCAAUGUACGAAUAAAGAGGCUUACUGCUAAUUUUUACUGAUGGCGAUGCCAUUGUUAUAUACAUUUUAAUACAACUUCAUAUCUAGUCUGUUGUACAGAGCAAGUAAUCCCUACGAUCUGUUGUGCUAGGUAGAAAAAUAAAAUAUGAAAAGUUUUAUUAUCCCGCCCUUAUGUAGUUAUUUUUUUAAACUCAUUCUGUCAAUAGACUUUCAAUUACUUUUUUUUUUAUUCAUUGAGUCUUUGGCUAGUAUGUAUUCUUCUAAUGACUAUUUGCUGUUGACCAUAGAUUAAGGAUAUUACCUACAGUUUUUCUGUUAUUUACGUUGUAACAAAGUGGCGCCACCUUCGCAAAAAUUUGCGUAAGUUUCCUAUUGUUAUCUACUCUGAGUUUUUUUUAUCCAAGAUUCUGUUUUAUCAUAAAUUUUCACCAACCUAGUUGGACUGUUUAAUUUUAUUCUUACUUAUCUAUAUAAUUUACUAUAGAUAAUAUUUAAUAUAAAAAAAUGUAUAUUUUAACCACAAAUGUUAUGUUUCGCAGAAUAUAAUUUUAAUAGCAACAAGAGGCUAUUUCAGUUAAACUCUGCCGUAAUAACAGACAAUAUAAAUACGGCUGUUAUUGAGACAUUUUUUUUUCUUUUCGCUUUGUGUCAGAGAUUAAAAUAAACAUUUAAAAAUUAUUUGUCUAUAGUUAUUUCGAUUUAAUGUUUCCAAUAAGCCACGAAUUGUUAAUAGAUAUUCUUGUAAUAUAUCUCUAUGUAUUUUAAAUAUAUAAGUACAUUAACAUAAAUAUUUACUUAAACGAUAUUUAUUCACAUCAACUGUAUUGGGGUUAUUGACACAGUUGGAAAAUACUUUAUUUCUAAUAUUGUUUUCCCACCGAUAGACAAAAACUUACUACUUAUUACUAUAGAAAUGUUAAAGUUUAUAAAGAUGUUUAUUACACAAUCAUGCUUAAACAACUCAACAGAUUUAAAAUGCUUGGUACGUAGAGAGACCAUAUCUGGUUUAACACUGGUUAGUAUUGUUCAAAUCUUUAAUCUAAGCUAGUACACAUAUCUACCUAUAUCUAUGUAUACGAUAUUUAAAGUGCAACGAAAAUAUAUAUAUAAUAACUAUAUAGUUUGGGUGUAGUUAAAAAAAUUCAAUCCGAGAAAAUGUAUUAGUCCCACCUACGCCACGUUCCAAUAAAGUAUAUUUACCGAAAUAUGAACAUCACAACAGCAACAAAAUUACCACAUUUGACAUUCAAAUAGAUCUUUUUUUUUUAUAAUAAAUUUCGCAAUAGAUUAUAAAUUUGUACUACCUAUAUCUAUCUUUAUGUAAUCAAAUUUAACAAAAGGGUCAAAUCGCCCCAAUACAGUAUAGUUUUUAUUCUAUAAAUGUGUAUAGACGUAUAUACAAUGGUCAUAUCAGAGUUAUUUAGUGUAAAUAAAUCUAAUUAAUUAUAAUAACUUACAUUUGUGUAAAAUUAAUAAUUACGUCAACAGAAAUGUAACGUUUUAUCAUCUCAUAGGUAUGUAGUAGGAAAAAUUGUGAUAUAAUAGGGUCGAUUCUAAAACGCAAUUUUAAAACUGAUCUCUAAAGAUUGAACUUAAGAGAUUUAAAGAAAGUUUUAUGUUACAAAUACCAAGAACUAAAUUUUAAAUAGAUACUUGUGAUUCUAUGAUACAUUUGACUCAUUCAAAUUCUUACAAAAUAAUUUCACUUUAAUAUCAACAUGAAUUUUUAAUUUUAAAGAUGGAUACAGAAAAUUACGUUUUAGAAUUGGCCCCAUUAUUGUAAAAUACGAAUAAAUGUUAUUGCAGAGCCGGUAUAUUGUUGAAAGUUACAAACUAUUUAGUAUAUAUAUUUAGUAAUACAGAUAUUAAAAUAACAAACUUGUAUGCAAUGUUGCUUUUUCUAGAACAAUUAAAUGUUCUUAAUUUUCUUUAUAGAUUGCCAUAUUGCAUACGCUUUUGCUGUUUCAAAUUCAAUAAAUCUGUCUAUCUACUUAUAUGAUCUAGACAAGACUAGUGUGUAACUAAUGUCUACUUAUAAAGUCAUACAUAUACUAAAUAUGACAAUUAAUAUAAAACAGCAUCUUCGAAAUACGGCCGGCUCUGGGAUUACAAGGAUAGUUUAAGGACUCGUCAGGAUUAUUCAAAUGAUAAAAAAUAUUUUUGCCGAAUCAACGUCUGUCGACAAAAUAAUGUUGUAUUAGUGAUGUCACUUACUCGACUAUCGAAGAAUAAACUUGUGACAAUUGUACUGAUACAAUCAUUUUGAUUAUAUUCUCUCAACACAAUUGCAUGAUUGAAUGGUAUCGAUAUGAGAUUCAAUUAUUACAUCUUUUGAUCUCUUUCAUUCAGUGAACUAUAAAAAAAAAUUAAAUUAAAUUACUUUCGUGUAUAAUUGUCGGAUCUUUGGUUUUAUAACUUGAUCAACUACACGAAUAGUAAUAAAAGGGAAGUCGUUAAAUUGAUCUUAUAAGAGUGCUAUGGGCUGCGUACGACAGUCAGUUGAAAAUAAAUAUGGCGCCAAUAAACGACUUUUCAGAUUUUUUUUACUAUUAUAGCUGCUUGUUUCAUUAAUAAACGAUUAUCUAGCAGGCAAGAAAAAAUCAUAAGUACUUUUUGUUACCUGCGAUCAUGAAUGACACCUGAUCAUAAUUUUUAAAAAUUUUUUUUUGAGACAUCCCUAAUGCAGUAUUACUUUGUCCACAGAUUUGGAUAACUUAAUAUUUAAUUUGUUCCUCAUGUCAUUAAGAUAUAGUGUUAAGUUUCUGAUAGUACCUACUUAAUUAAAAAAAAUAACAAGUAUAGACACAACCCUUUUUUUUAUAUUUGGCAUAUUAAUGAAACAAUCUUGGAAGAUAAUGUUAUUUUAUUGAAAUUGAAAUUUUUGAAUAAAAAUAUUUUUGUGUUAAUUAAUCGUCUGAUAUUCUGUUUUAUCUUUUAAAAUUCCCAAUAUUGAAAAAGAUAUGCCAUAAAUGUUAACUAAAUUAUGCCGAGUAUAAAACAGAAAAAGUUAAAGAAAUCCUACAAUAUUCAGUACUUAGAUAAAACGUGGCCAUAAUCUAGGGUGUGGCAUGGGUCAAAAAUCAGUAUUGUUUCUCGAUUAUUCCCCAGGUGCUAGCAAAAAUAAAUAUUUUAAGUACGCCGACAAAAGAAAUAAACCCCUAACUAGUUAAGAUUAAAAAUGUAUUUGGAUUGUGAGAAGAAAAUAGUGUUAUAAUAAGUUAGACACUAUCAAUGGUAAUAAAUCUAUUUUUACUUGC
Galleria mellonella (greater wax moth) is the source of this 6637-nucleotide messenger RNA. RefSeq lists its product as uncharacterized. The transcript is spliced from 6 exons. Bases 336 to 1250 code for a protein of 304 amino acids. The record is from RefSeq and is a predicted model, not a curated record. NCBI's taxonomy places the organism in Eukaryota, Metazoa, Arthropoda, Insecta, Lepidoptera, Pyralidae.